Molecule: messenger RNA, 2048 nt
Organism: Lotus japonicus
Lineage: Eukaryota; Viridiplantae; Streptophyta; Magnoliopsida; Fabales; Fabaceae
Product: sulfite exporter TauE/SafE family protein 3
Exons: 12
Coding region: 350-1792 (480 amino acids)
Biological process (GO): protein ubiquitination
Cellular component (GO): Cul4A-RING E3 ubiquitin ligase complex; membrane
Source: RefSeq, a predicted model, not a curated record
GAAUAUCCCGAUCCCGUGUCAGAGAUAGAGCAUUAUUCGCUGCUCUAACCACUCUCAUCUCACUUCAAAACUGUGAGUCUUGUGUCUGUGACCACUCCCCUUUCUUCUCUUCCUCGUUUUAUUCUUUUCAAUCCACGACAACUUCUUUUUUUCUCAUUCUCUGUUUCUUGUUGUUUUCCCCUUAUCUAUUCCUUCACGCCAAAGUGUACUGCAUUCAUUUAUUCUCUCUAAAAGUAAAAUCAUCUUCAUUACCAACCACGUUCUCCUCUCUGGUUUUUCUUCUUCCUCGCCAAACAGAGCAUAUCAUCUUGUUGAUUAUUGGAUUCGGAGUUGAAAAGAGAAUUGAUCAAUGAUGAAUGAGUUCGGGUUGAGAUGGUGGAGGGGUGUGAAAAUGAGACCAUCAUGGAUGGUGCUGUUUGUUUUUGCAUCGGUUUUGGCUUCUGUUUCUGCAGAAAGGUUGAUCAUGAAAAUGGAAGUGCCGAGUUUUAAUGGUACUGCUCAUGAGCCUGGACGCAGUUUCCUCACCCAAGCUUUGAAUUUCUUAUGGCAAUCGGAGGAUUCUGGUUAUCAUCACGUUUGGCCGGACAUGGAAUUUGGGUGGCGAAUUGUGGUGGGUAGUUUUAUUGGUUUUUGUGGAGCAGCGUUUGGAAGUGUUGGUGGUGUUGGUGGAGGUGGUAUAUUUGUUCCUAUGCUUAGUCUGGUCAUUGGCUUUGAUCCAAAAUCAUCAACAGCCAUCUCAAAAUGUAUGAUCAUGGGUGCUGCUGUCUCAACUGUGUAUUACAACCUUAAGCUAAGGCAUCCCACAUUGAACAUGCCCAUCAUUGACUAUGAUUUGGCACUUCUCAUUCAACCAAUGCUCAUGCUUGGUAUCAGCAUUGGAGUGUCCUUCAACGUUGUGUUUCCUGAUUGGUUGGUGACUAUUUUGCUUAUUGUCAUAUUUAUAGGCACAUCCACAAAAGCAUUCUUGAAAGGGGUUGAGACAUGGAAAAAGGAAACCAUUAUGAAAAAGGAGGCUGCAAGGCGUAAAGAGUCAGCUGGUUCUGGGGCUGAAGUGGAGUAUAAAGCUCUUCCCAGUGGACCAAACAAUGGUGAUGUAGAAACCAAGGAACAGGAGGUGUCUAUUCUUGAAAAUGUAUACUGGAAGGAGUUUGGACUUCUUGCAUUUGUUUGGGUUUCAUUCCUUGCACUACAAAUUACAAAGCAAAAUGUUGCUACAUGUUCACCAGCAUAUUGGGUACUGAACUUCUUACAGAUUCCAAUCUCAGUUGGGGUAACUGCGUAUGAGGCGUCUGCCCUCUUCAGUGGGCGCAAAGUAAUUUCUUCCACUGGAGAUCAGGGGAAAGAUUUUACUGCAUUCCAGCUAAUUAUCUAUUCUGUGUUUGGCAUUCUGGCUGGAGUGGUUGGUGGAUUGUUGGGACUAGGAGGAGGGUUUGUAAUGGGUCCACUUUUUCUGGAGCUGGGAGUCCCACCUCAGGUUUCAAGCGCCACAGCCACAUUUGCCAUGACCUUCUCCUCAUCUAUGUCUGUUAUAGAAUACUACCUGUUGAAACGUUUUCCAAUUCCUUAUGCUGGUUACCUCACACUGGUGGCUACAAUUGCAGCCGUGGUUGGACAGCAUAUUGUGAGAAGGCUUAUCAUCCUAUUCGGGAGAGCAUCUCUCAUCAUCUUUAUUCUAGCCGGCACAAUAUUUAUCAGUGCAAUCUCCCUAGGUGGAGUUGGCAUUAUAAACAUGAUCCACAAGAUUCAUAAUCAUGAAUACAUGGGUUUUGAGAAUCUGUGCAAGUACGGAUGAUAGAACUGUAUUUUGGAAGUUUGUUGAUAUUAUUGAAGUUCCGUACCAAAGCCAAGAAGAACCCAGGUCGCCAAAGUUGACCUCUGCUUAGUGAUAAGGCUUCUAUCCUGUUGGGUGGGUGUAAUUUUUUUGUGGUUGCCAAGUCAUUGAGUGAUUCCGUAGGAAUCUGAGACACUGAAUUAGAUUCCUUAUUUAUUGUGUAAAAGCUUUUGAUUCAUCUUGAUUUUUUUAAUGAAAAUCACGUGGUAUUAAAUCA